AUGUAUCGGAUUGGUAACAUUUACUUCAUCACGGCCAUCGCCGUCAUCGGAGGUGGCCUGUUUGGUUUCGACAUAUCGUCAAUGUCAGCUAUCAUCGGCACCGAUCAGUACAAGUGCUACUUCAACCAGGGAUCUGGCCCGCCAAACUGCUCUGGUCCUCACUCCAGCACUCAGGGUGGGAUUACUGCUGCUAUGCCCGGCGGUUCUUUCGUUGGCGCCCUCGCUUCUGGCUUCUUGACCGAUAUCUUUGGCCGUAAGAAGGCUAUCCAAAUCGGCGCAGUUAUCUGGUGCAUUGGCUGCAUCAUUGUGUGUGCUUCCCAGAAUAUUGGCAUGCUUGUGGUUGGGCGUUUCAUCAACGGUGUCAGUGUCGGUAUCUGCUCAGCGCAAGUUCCUGUCUACGUCGCCGAGUUGGCUCCUCCUAGCAAGCGUGGCCGUGUCGUCGGUGCUCAACAAUGGGCCAUCACAUGGGGUAUCAUGAUCAUGUUCUACAUCUCCUAUGGAUGUAGCUACAUCAAGGGCAGUGCGGCUUUCCGUGUUCCAUGGGCCUUGCAGAUGAUACCUGCCAUCGUCCUUGGCUUCGCCCUCUUCUUGACUCCCGAGUCUCCAAGAUGGCUAGCUCGGAAGGAUCGCUGGGACGAGGCGCACGGCGUUCUAGCUCUGGUUCACGCCAAGGGUAAUCGCGAUGCACCCUUUGUCUUGAAAGAACUCCAGGAGAUCCGCGACUUCGUUUCGUUUGAGGCCCAGAACAAGGAUGUCUCCUACCUUGAGCUCAUCAAGCCAAACAUGAUUUACCGUCUCCAUGUCGGUGUCUUCACACAGAUCUGGUCUCAAUUGACAGGCAUGAACGUGAUGAUGUAUUACAUCACGUACGUCUUCGGCAUGGCUGGCUUGACUGGCAAUACGAACCUGAUUGCCAGUAGCAUUCAAUAUGUCAUCAAUGUCGGCAUGACAAUCUUCGCAUUGAUCUACAUCGACCGUUGGGGACGUCGAUGGCCCCUGAUGAUCGGUUCAACCUUGAUGAUGAUUUGGCUUUGGGCCAAUGCUGGUCUGCUGGCUUCAUAUGGCAGCCCGGCUCCACCUGGAGGUGUUGAUGGUGUCCCCGAAGAGUCAUGGCAAAUCUCGGGCGCUCCUGCUAGGGCCGUCAUCGCAUGCACAUAUCUGUUUGUGGCAUCCUUUGCUCCAACGUGGGGGCCUGUAAGUUGGGUGUAUCCUCCUGAGCUGUUCCCUCUGCGAUUGAGAGGGAAGGCUGUUGCUGUUACGACUGCUUCGAACUGGAUUUUCAACUUUGCCCUCUCAUACUUUGUACCACCUUCCUUCGAAAACAUCAAGUGGAAGACUUAUCUUGUCUUUGGUUGCUUCUGCACCGCCAUGACCAUUCACGUCUUCUUCUGCUUCCCCGAGACCGCCGGCAAAACACUAGAAGAGGUCGACGAGCUGUUCAGUAGCGGUAUCAAGCCAUGGAAUACUCAUGUGGACUUCCACCGUGUUCGUAGAGAAGAACAAGGUGACGUCGACAUGGAGAUGAAGUUGAGCAUUGGUGGCCAGCAUCACGAGAACCAACCUCAUGAUGUCGUCGGCACUACCACGGCAACUCAUACCGUCGACAAAAAUGAAGUUUCUUGA
Messenger RNA from Exophiala spinifera, 1623 nucleotides. RefSeq lists its product as uncharacterized. The coding region runs from base 1 to 1623 and encodes 540 amino acids. The transcript has 9 exons. Lineage: Eukaryota; Fungi; Ascomycota; Eurotiomycetes; Chaetothyriales; Herpotrichiellaceae. Gene Ontology annotation, biological process: transmembrane transport; carbohydrate transport. Gene Ontology annotation, molecular function: carbohydrate:proton symporter activity. The record is from RefSeq and is a predicted model, not a curated record. Gene Ontology annotation, cellular component: membrane.